UAUCUUGCAGCCGCCAUUUUGCUUCACUCUGAGUGCGGCAGGCAACGAACUGGGACGGAGUGUUUACUACAUUACACAGCCUUUAAAACUCUUUUAAUACUCGAAACUGUUCGUUCCAGCUAGCGUUGGGCUACUUUUUAUUAUUCAACAGACUCAUUACCGCCACGGAGACACCCCACCAGCAGUCUGCACAAGAGGGAGACAACUUCUCAGCCACCUCAGGGAGAGUUCUGUUGGCCCUGAAGAGAACCAGCUGCUGGGUUUAAAGGUCGUGACCUCAUCACCUCCGCCACUCAAGACGCAUACCGGCCUUACUAUGACCAACCAUGGAGAUGACUGCUACUUCUAUUACUAUUCCACCUGCACUAAAGGAGACAGCUGCCCAUUCAGACACUGUGAGGCAGCUAUGGGCAAUGAAACCGUCUGCAACCUCUGGCAGGAGGGACGUUGCUUCCGUACUGUCUGCAAGUUUCGCCACAUGGAGAUCACGAAAAAACGUAAGGAGAUACCUUGCUAUUGGGAGAACCAUCCAGCCGGUUGCCAGAAGCCACACUGUGCUUUCUUCCAUGAAAAGGCCCGUUAUAUCGACGGCACCUUCGUCCCAUCUGAUAAAAGUCAAAACAAGAAUGAGGAACAGCCACACGAGGAGCCAGCUCCCCCACCGCCUGCCCCUCUCCCCAAUGCAACCAAUCCACAGCUGAGAGGAGUCAUCAAGACAGAGAGUCAGGAGCCAGUACCGAGCCCCACCCAUCCACCAGUGGUGAUUAAUCCAGCAGAUGAUGAUGAGGACGAAGAUGACCAGUUCUCAGAGGAGGGAGAGGAUGGCAAGGUCGUCCCUUCACCUAGAAAGCUACCUAAAUCAGAUGAAUCGCUGAACUUUGGAGUGAGCACCCUGGAGGAGAUCCGGCUGAGGAAGGCCCUGAAGGCCAGCAUGAAGAGAGCUGGUUAUCCCAUCCAGAGUGCUGACACUUCCGCCAACGGAGAGAAAGAAAACAUCCAGUCAUUUUUCCGACCAGCCCUUUAUGAAGCCAGAGAUGCCCCACUUGUCUUUGAAGAACCUGGAAGACCAAGAGGCAGUCUGGCUGAAAGGCUUGGAAGGAAGAUGCCCAUUGCAGAUGUAAAAAGAGAAGGUGUCUCACUGAAGAAGAGUCUAGCUGAACGUCUGGGUGGAGUCGUGGAUGAGGAAGAGCGCCCUCAGAAAGCUUUGAAGCCUAUUAAAGAAAGACUUGGAUCGCACGCUGGUGCUGUUGCACUCACUGAAGCAGCUUUCCCAGCAGCUGAGACCAACAUGGGAUCAAAGAAAACUGCUGAGCAGAUUCGUAUCAAAACUCUGGAGGAGAUCAGACAGGAGAAAGCGGCUCAGUCUCAGAGCCAGAAAGAUGGCCCUUCAGCCUUGGCUCCAGCAAUCACCAUUACCAAAACCACCAAGGGUGUAAAGCGAGCCAUCACUGUCAAAGAUGACUCCAUCGGCCACAUAAAAACGUUCUCUGAGAUCCUCCACGCCAAGAGGAAAAGGGAGGAACAGGAGCAGAACCGCAGUCCUAAGAAGGCUGAGCACACUGCUGAGAAUGCUUCAGGCAGGAUCCAAGGAGAGCCCGGCGCAUCUGAACCUGAACCUGAGGCUACAAACACAGGGGAGGUUAGAGUAAAGACCCUGGAGGAGAUCCGCAGAGAGAAGGCAGCCAGGAUUCGGGCUCAGCAGACCCUGGACGCUGAAAACAAGAAGAGCCCUGCUACUGAGGAGAAUGGUGCUAAGAAGCCUCGUCUACUGCGUGUCAAGAAACUGGCUUCCCAAACAGGCAAAGUCACAUCUGAGAAGAGAGCUGAAGUGACAGAGAAGCCACUGAAGAAUCCUGCUGCUGCUCCUGAGGCCAUCCCUGCCACCAACAACGUCAAGGUGAAGACCUUUGAGGAGAUCAUGCGGGAGAAACGCCUUCGCAAGCAGGAAAUGGAGGAGCAGGCUUCCUCUAGCAGCCAGGACAAAGCUGAAGCUGAAGCAGAGCCAUCACAAAAACUGUCAACAGGUGGCACCCUGAAGAGGAAGAUUCCCACUAAAGUCACCCUUACACCGCCAGGCUCUUCAUCACCUUCCUCCACCACCACCACUGUGGUGCCUGACACUACCCCGUCUGCCCAAAAAGUACCUGUUCGUAAACUAAUCCCCCUCAGAUCCAAGGCUGCACCUCUGAAUAGCACUGCUGCUGUCCAUGUAAAGCAGAGCGCCUCACUACAGCAGGGUCAGAGCCAGUCCUGCUCACAGAGCCCCAACAGCUCCAGAGAGGUCCCAGACAAAAACACUGCACCAUCACCAGCCCAGCUGGCUCCUCAGGGUCCCACUGCUGAUAAAACACUCAGCAAUAAUCAGAAGAAAUCCCCAGAACACACUGCAGACACCAAAGUGAGGCCCAAACUGAAUGUGAAGCCGUCUGUCAUGAAGCCUGCGGUGCAGGUAAAGCCAGGCCCGAAGAGGAGGGGAGCAGAGCGAUCUGCUGUAGCGGCAGUCAAACCUCUGAACAGCACCUCCACAGUGCUGGAGGAGCCGCUGCAGGAAACAGCAAGCAGAGACAGACCGGUGUUCCCAUCCUCCAGCACAGAGGCUCAGCUGAGCUCUGCUGUUCCUCAUAGUCCCAGCACCCUGUUGGGGUCAGGCUCCAGCUCCAGCCCACUGAGAGAGGAGCUCCAGACUGUCCCCGUCUUCAAACAGAGUCCAAGCCAAGAAACCAAGCCGGCUGGCAGCGCCGCUGCUGCCAGAGAGGCCUGCACAGUCCCCCAAAGCCCGGUCAUGAAGAGUCCCACCCAGCCUAAGUCUCGGAGACCAAGUGUGGCCGUGUCACGCACCGCCUCCUCCUCCAGCGCCGCUGCCUCCACCUCGGCUGUGGACGACUUCGAGGAGCUGAUCAACGAGUUUACCGACGAUCAUCUGGAGGACGACGUGGACCCCGGCAUCGGAGAGGACGACCUGCUGCAGGAACUGUCAGAGAUGAUCGACAGCUGAGGGCUCCAUCAAGCACAAUCAACACCCAACUUCUCACACCCUCGACCUUGUCUUGUGAUUGUGUGUUUCUAAGAAGUGAAGACCAUCACCCACUAUUUACCAUGGAGCAUUUUAAAAAGACAUUUUUCUUAAAAGUUCACCUUAUUUUAAACUUUAGGUUUAUAUUUGUUGUUCUUUACAUUUUAGACAUCUUCUCUCAUACCGUUCUUUAUUCAUUUACUGCUCUUCUGAUCAUUUUAUAGCCCUAGUGUUAUUCUACAGAGCUUGGAUUUUCUUUAUCAUGUUUUAUGAUCACUUUCUGGGCUCUGAGAAGACAAACUGAAAGCAGUUCUGGUGCUUGGGAGAUGUAGUUUCGACCAUUCUCAGUUGGUCACCAAUUCCUGAAAGAUGUUAAGUGUUGGAAAUGAUGAAUGUGUCAUUUUAGAGAGAAGUCAUAUCUGUAUACUGUGUAUGCACCGGGAAGAGCAAGCUGAAUACAGCAAUGAUGAAUACUGCUGCACUUACAGUAGCCCGCCCCCACCUACUUGUUUUUAUAUGUGACAACAAGACUGUUGUCAUUAGUUUCCAGAUUAUGACAUUUAAAUGUAUCAAUUUUACUUUCAUGAUGAGCAGCAAAAGUCACAACCUCAGAGGAAGUAAAACUAAAUUUUCCCAAAAUCACCAGUCAUCAUGUUAAUGUUAAGUUUUAUUCAUCAUUUUACAUGUGGUUUAUUGAUUUUCCACUCAGAUCUUAUGGAGUACACCGUCUGCCUGUGACUGUCCUUUUUAUAAUGUUUGAUUGAAAUGCGUUUGUUUUGUUUUUUUAACAGUUCUUUUACCCAGUUGGCUUACUUUGAAACAACUAGUCUGGGAUAAUGUGUAAGCUCUCUGGUCUUUGUUAAUGAACACCUCAGGGACUGUUUCUGAUGUUUGUAUGUUCUUUAUAUGAUUGACAAACACUGUAUUUCAUUUCAGCAAUGCUGCAUUUGGUUGUUUUUUCUCUUUUAUGUUAGCAUUGGUUUAUCAAUGUGGUCUGAGAAAAGAUGAACUCGUUUGCUCUGUCCUGACCCUUUACCAAGCGUACUGUUCAAAGUGACUUGUAUAGAUUACUGUGUAAAUAAAAAAUGCUUUUAAUUGACAGAUAA
Molecule: messenger RNA, 4119 nt
Organism: Thunnus maccoyii (southern bluefin tuna)
Lineage: Eukaryota; Metazoa; Chordata; Actinopteri; Scombriformes; Scombridae
Gene: zc3h11a
Product: zinc finger CCCH-type containing 11A
Exons: 18
Coding region: 317-2995 (892 amino acids)
Molecular function (GO): metal ion binding
Source: RefSeq, a predicted model, not a curated record